Eurytemora carolleeae is the source of this 1438-nucleotide messenger RNA. Its product is annotated as axoneme-associated protein mst101(3). Bases 1 to 1053 code for a protein of 350 amino acids. Lineage: Eukaryota; Metazoa; Arthropoda; Copepoda; Calanoida; Temoridae. The transcript has a single exon. The record is from RefSeq and is a predicted model, not a curated record.
AUGCAAUGNGAAGAAGCAGCUGCAAAGAAGGCCGCCGAAGAAGCAGCAGCGAUAAAGGCCGCCGAAGAAGCAGCUGAAAAGAAGGCUGCUGCAGAAGCAGCUGAAAAGAAGGCUGCUGCAGAAGCAGCUGAAAAGAAGGCCGUCGAAGAAGCAUUAGCGAAGAAGGCCGCCGAAGAAGCAGCUGCAAAGAAGGCCGCUGCAGAAGCAGCAGCAAAGAAGGCCACCGAAGAAGCAGCAAAGAAGGCUGCCGAAGAAGCAGCCACAAAGAAGGCAGCCGAAGAAGCAGCAGCAAAGAAGGCAGCUGAGGUAGCAGCAGUAAAGAAGGCUGCCGAAGAAGCUGCAGCAAAGAAGGCUGCCGAAGAAGCUGCAGCAAAGAAGGCCGCUGAAGAUGCAGCAACUAAGAAGGCCGCCGAAGAAGCAGCAGCAAAGAAGGCAGCCGAGGAAGCAGCAUCAAAAAAGUCUGCUGAUGAAGCAGCAGCAAAGAAGGCCGCCGAAGAAGCAGGAGCAAAAAAGUCUGUUGAGGAAGCAGCAGCAAAGAAGGCCGCCGAAGAAGCAGCAGCAAAAAAGUCUGUGGAAGAAGCAGCAGCAAAGAAGGCCGCCGAAGAAGCAGCAGCAAAAAAAGCUGCUGAUGAAGCAGCAGCAAAGAAGGCCGCAGAAGCAGCAGCUUCAGCUAAGAAGGCUGCUGAUGAAGCAGCAGCUAAAAAAGCAGCAGAAGAUGCUGUCCUGAAGGCUGCCGAGGAAGCAGUAAAGAAAGCAGCUACUGAAGCUGGAGCAACGAAGUCAGCUCCUGAGGAUAGAAUAAAUGCCGCUGCAGAUAUAGCUUCUAAAAAUAAGGAACUGGAGAAAGAAGCGAUGAAGCGGGCGGAGGAAGAAUUGCGAAUGGAACGGCAAAUCAAUAAACUUAAUGAGGAGGCGCAAAGCGAACUCAAAGCAAGACAAGCUGACGCGGAGAAAAGGCAUAAGGAAGCCAAGGCGAAUCUGGAGAAGAGCGGAGCGGAGUUUGUUGGUAGAGAGGAGUUCGAGAAGUUAAAAGCUCGUAAACAAGGAGCAUGAAAAAUAUAUUCUGAACCGUGUCAGAUAACAACUUUAUAAACAAAAUUUGUCUAUAUUGAAUCCACUAUCCCUAAGAUCUAAGAUAGACACUAUUUUAGAGGUUUAAAGGAUAUGUACCAAGUGUCGUUUAAAAGACAAUUAACACGAGCAUUUCAUUUCUUAAAAUUUCGGGAUUAAUACUUCUUGUAUUAAGUGAAGAAUAAAGAUCUCCCGAAAUACUCGUACUUGAUAUGUGUAAGUAGCACCAACUAUAAACUUUUCUAUUUUCUCUAAUAUGCGACAUUGAACAUCGUAAUGAAAUCGCCAAAUUAAUUGCCAAUCGUUCAACUCGACCUCUAUUAAGUCCUUGAUUUUUGUUUUUACUGGCCUACAAACAAACGUUAUG